Brassicogethes aeneus is the source of this 1958-nucleotide messenger RNA. Lineage: Eukaryota; Metazoa; Arthropoda; Insecta; Coleoptera; Nitidulidae. The record is from the annotation of a GenBank genome assembly.
AUCACACUUUCCUUAAAUUAAGGAUACCUGGGAAUAUUAUUGGCAAAUUUGUUAACAGAGUUAUUUUCUUUACAGACCACACGGAUCUGGCACAAACCCUCCAGGAAGAGGAAGAAGAAGAGCACUUUGAAUAUGCAGAAGAGGACUUGGCGCAACUAAUUUUGAACAUCAAAACCAUCACUACCCUGUACGACCUUAGGCCGACAGACUGGACUCCCUAUUGCGAGGACACCAUCAGAGAAUGGCUCAUUCACAAGGAGUACCCCUUGUUGACCAUAUUUUUUCAAGGAAACACUCUUAUGGCCGAACUUGGCAUGCCCAGAUGUCCCAUAUUUGAUUUGUUUUAUUUUUUAAGAGAGCCCGGUCAAAUGUUUGACGUUAAAACGUUUUUUGAUACGAUUAAUUUUGGUUUGUUGGACGAUGACAUUCAAAAAAAUAUUUUAAAUAUUGUUUCAAAUGUUUUUGUUCCCGUUUUUAUGAGCAACACUAGAUGGGCAGAUAGUGUUAAAAACUACGCCUACCACAAUAUCCACAUGUUUAUGUCAAAAAUGACCGACGUUCAUUAUCGCAAAAUAGGCCUGACUGUUUUGUAUAUCCCGGUUGGAUCAAAGGACAUUUCAUUGGAAAAAGCCGCACAAGACAAGGAACUACUUAAAAGACUUGAAGCAAUAGUGGUGUACUGGACGAAACAAGUUCGCAUAGGUAUGCAGGAACAAGAAAGAUCUACAAGCGAAGAUUUGUUAACUAUUUUGGACGAGUACGAUUUCUGGAAACUUAGAUAUGAAAACUUGUUGGGCAUCCAAUACCAACUCGAAGAUCCCAAUCUAAAAAACAUCUGCAGCAUUCUGGUGAUGCUGCAGUCUACCUACAUCCGUCAGUUUUUGGUUUUGGUCGACGAAAUCAAAAGCAACAUUGAAGAGUCCAAAUCGAACAUUGACUAUCUCACAGUUUUAAUUAAACCUGUCAACAAAUUGAAGGAACACAAGCACCCCGAUCAAAUCCCCAUCAAUCUGGUGGAAAUUCUUCAUUUGAUUAGGUUUAUUUGGCUUCAGAGUCCCUAUUAUUGCACCACUGAACGAAUCACGUUGCUUUGCAAAUCACUCAGCAAUCAGAUUAUAUUGCAAUGCACGACCUACAUUGAUUUGUCUGUGAUAUUUGACGAAAAGAAAACCAAGAAGGCCAUGAAGAUGUUGGAGGAGGUCAUUUAUUGUUUGUCUCAGUACAUUAAGGCAUACGUCUUGGUAAGCGAAAGUCACGGACAAUUUGGGGACAAACCCUGGGAUCUUUCCAAAGCUCCAAUUUUUAAUCACAUUGACUCCUACAUGCAGAGAUGUCGUGAUCUGUUGGAAAUUUGUGACGCAAUGAUCGUUUUUGGUCGAUACGACGAAACCGAAGACAUUCCUAUGCCUCAAUUUUUUGGUUCUAAAGGUAGAGAAUUCGAUACUUGGGCCGAAAGGAUCGAGAAAAUGUUCAAUGAUGUUAUGAAUGAAGUUAUGAGGAUGAGAGAUAGAAUCCUCAACGUCCACGCAGUGGAAUGGUACGAAGACAUUUUAAGAUUUAGAACGAAAACCAAAGACAUCGAAGUCGUUGUGGAAAAUUUAACGAACGCGGUUUUCGAAGAAGUGGCGAAUUUAGAAGAUGGCAUUCUUUUUUUGGCCUGUCUUUUUAACUAUUCCAAGAAGAAAACUUUACACAUGUUGUUCGAGCAAAAAACUACCCAGAUAUACAAAAUGUUCUACAAAGAAAUCCAGGAUUGCAAGGAUGAGAUUGCACAGGAUAAAAUAUUUUACAUCAGUCUCUUGCCUCACUAUGCAGGAAAAGCGAUAACAGUGCAAAUGAAGAGGAAACGUUUUAUAAUGCUAAGAGAGGUUUUUAUUACAAUAACAAUGAACAGGGUGUCCAGAGUAUCUUCUACCCUACAAAAUACUUUUGCUUCAAAAGUAAAAGAACCCUCAUGA